UAUAUGCUGUUGGGUUUUUUCUUCCAGUCCGAAGUCUUCCACAUUACUGUUUACGGCUCGAUUAUGUAAACGAUUUAUCUGACGUAAACGUUUGAUAAAGCAGUUACAGUCUUCAGUACGAAACAUUUAGCCAACAGUUAAAUUAGAAUAGUCCAAGUUUUCAGAGGUUUGCAGUCAUGACUGAAGAAACGUGGGAUGUUGUUAUUGUCGGCGCUGGGCUGUCAGGACUGAGUGCUGCUCAGACUCUGCGGAAGAGAAAUGGCAAACUCAGAAUAUUAAUUCUGGAAGGAAAAGACCGGGUAGGAGGACGAACUGUUACCCAGGAAUUACCUGCCGCCCACGGCAUUGAUCGCUGGGACAUGGGAGGGCAGUGGGUUGGCAGCACUCAGACCUACGUCAUGGACCUCAUUCAGGAGUUUGGCCUGGAGGUCUACACACAAUACACCACAGGCAAGAAAGUGCACCACGUUGGUGGUCCUCAUGCCAAGGUUCGCACCAGCAGCACCAGUAUCCCUGCCCUCUCUACACUGGUGCUACUGGACCUGUCACAGCUCGUCUGGAAGAUUGACAGGUUGAGUUCCACAGUGUCAGUGGAGGACCCCAUGAAGACCCCCAAUGCCCAGGAGUUGGACAGUAUGACCCUACAUUCCUACAUAGAGAAACAUGCCUGGACAGAAGAGAUGAAGGAGGAGAUGGGUGUGUGCAGCCGGGUUGUGUUUGGCAUGGAGCCCAAUCAGAUGUCCUUCCUCUACUUCAUCAUGUAUGCUGCAGCAGCUGGAGGCGUCCUGUGCCUGCUGGAGAGCACCCCAGGCUCAGCGCAGGAGUUCAGGGUCAAGACAUUGGACUGUACGGCUGCUCUGUGUCCACAGGGGGGAACCCAGCAGCUGUCAGAGCGUUUAGCCCAGCAGAUUGGGAGAGAGAGUGUCCGGCUGGGCCAGGCUGUGACGGCCAUAUGGCAGGAUGCUGAGCGGGCCAAGGUGAUGACAGCCACCCACUCCUACCUGUGCAGAGCAGUGAUUGUCACCUGCCCUCCUCACCUGGCAGCUAAGAUCCACUACCAACCUGCUCUACCCAUUCAGAGAGAACACCUCACACAGAACAUGCCUGUUGGGCACUUGAUGAAGUUUGUCAUCACCUACCAGAUGGCGUUCUGGCGUGAGAAGGGUUACUCGGGAGAGAUAGUGGCACGACCCUCUGCGGAGUGUCCCUUGAGCGUCACCUUCGACGGCACCAGUCCCAGUGGGAGUGCUGCUCUCGUGGGCUUCAUCUCUGGCGUGCAGGCCUACAAUUGGAGCUCCAGAGAGCUGAGCGAGAGGAGGGAUGCUGUCAUUCUCAGCCUGGUGAAAUACCUGGGAGAGGAGGCUGCCAGCUACAUCCACUAUGAGGAGAAAGACUGUGUGUUCCAGAUGUACUCUGCUCUGUGUUGUCAGGACUGGGCCUUGGAGGAGUACAGCGGUGGUUGUCCUGUUAAUGUCAUGGCACCGGGGAUGCUGACAUAUUACCACCCCAGCCUCUGCAUGCCCUGUGGCAGGAUCCACUGGGCCGGCACGGAGACGGCCACCAAGUGGUGUGGCUACAUGGAUGGGGCAAUUCAGUCAGGUCAGAGGGCAGCCCUUGAAGUCCUAGCCAGGCUGUGCCCUUUCACCCUGACCCAGGAGGAGCAGGAGGCUAUGCAGGCUGCCCAGAACCAGAACCAUGACUCUGGACCAUGCCAACACUUACCUUCCACGUCCCAUCUCCGCAGGGCUCUGAUCCUCACCACGCUCAUCAUGGCCACUGCUCUACUAUUGGCUCAGCCCCAGCUCUGCCGAGACUGGAUUGGACAAGCUCGGCAGGUAGUGCUACGGAGGUUUGCUUUGUGGCAGUAAAAUAUGCUGUUGUGUUGGCAAAACAUCCACUUGAGAGGGAAAUGCCUCCCCUCACAGAUAUCUAAAGAUGUUAAAUACGAUUGAAUUAUCUGUGACAUACAGUACGGUUAACACUGUUUGCCUGGUGGACAUGUUUCAUUUAAAGAAAUGUAAUGCUUGUACGGUGUAAUGUGGUGGUGGGUGAGACUAUACAGAAAAAACACUUUUACUUUGGACUGCAUUGUACUGUAAGUAAAUGAAAUUAUAUGUAAAGGGCUUUAUUUAUGAACAUUCCCUACAGUCGUAUUAAGUCAUACAGUGCCGUCAGAAAGUAUUCACACCCUUGACUUUUUCCACAUUUUGUUGUGUUACAAAAGUGGGAUUAAAAUGGAUUUCAUUGUAAAAACAAUUGUCAACAAUCUACACAAAAUACUCUGUAAUGUCAAAGUAGAAGAAACAUUCUAAAAUGUAAAAAAGUGUAUGAAAAAUAAACACAUAUCUUGAUUACUGAGUCAA
Molecule: messenger RNA, 2363 nt
Organism: Salmo salar (Atlantic salmon)
Lineage: Eukaryota; Metazoa; Chordata; Actinopteri; Salmoniformes; Salmonidae
Product: putative flavin-containing monoamine oxidase A
Molecular function (GO): oxidoreductase activity
Source: RefSeq, a predicted model, not a curated record